CAACAACUGCAAAGCCAACAGUAUGUAUAAUAUAACAUAACAUCCACGUUUUUGUCUUUGUAAAAGACACAAAGACUCACUUUCCUACCUCGUUUUGACCGAUUUUUUGUACAGUACGUACAGGACUCUUCUUAUUCUCUUCCCACCCCCACGUGUGUUUCAUUCACCUUAAAAUCUUCUCUUUUCUCUUCCAAAAAAACCUCUUUUUCUUCUCCUCCAAUUCAAUGCCUCUUCACCUCUCUUAACUAACGAUAAACUUGUCUAUUGGAUUAAUUCUUCAUAUAUCAAUGAAGGGUGAAACAGUAAAUGUUACAUGGCUUAGUGGUUUUUGGCCAGUUCAACGCAAGAUUGGUUCAGAAGACAAAGAUGGAAUUGGAAUUAUGGCAUUUGAAGUUGCAGGGUUGAUGUCAAAGGUUGUUAAUUUUUGGCAUUCUUUGAGUGAUAAUGAAGUAAUGAAUCUAAGAGAAUGGAUAGUAAAUUCAGUUGGUGUUAAAAUGCUUGUUUCUGAUGAUGAAUAUUUCUUAAUGGAACUUACAUGGAAUGAGAUUCUUCAUAAUUUUCAAUCUAUAUCACAAUCUGUUGCAAGGUUAGGUAAAAGGUGUAAGGAUCCAAUAUAUCAUAGUUAUGAAAGUUUUGUUCAUAACCCAUCUCAAAAUUAUGUUCAAUGGUCAGGUUGGGAAUAUAGAUUGAAAAAGAUGGAGAAAAAAGUGAAGAAAAUGGAAAGAUUUGUUACUUCUAUGUCACUUUUGUCUCAAGAGCUUGAGGUGUUAAAAGAGUGUGAACAAACUUUAAGGAGAAUGAAGUUAAAUCGCGACAUGGUUGAUAAGGCAAAAUUGGUCGAGUUUCAGAAGAAGGUUAUGUGGCAAAGGCAACAAGUGCAAAAUGUAAGAGAUUUGUCUCCUUGGAGUAGAAGUUAUGAUUAUAUUGUUAGGUUGUUAGCAAGAUCAUUGUGCACAAUUCUUGAGAGAAUCAUAUUUGUGUUUGGAAAUAGUCAUUUACCAAUUGAAAACCAACAAAAUGAUUCCUCAAGAACAAUGAACUAUACUAACAAUCGUCUCGGCCGCAACAAUUCUUUCCCGGCGGCUCUCAAUGUCAUGCAAUCUUCGGUUCAUCCUUCUGAGACGAAUCUAAACGAAUUUUUUUCAGGACCUAUUGGAAGAAAGAACAAGAGCAAGAAAAAGAAGAAAGUGCAACAAGUGCUUCAAUCACAAGAUUCAUGUGAAAAGCUUCUUUCUUCAGAAGGAAAGCAAUUGAAGUAUAUUGGAUCCUUCAAAGGUUGCAUAUCAAUUCAAAACGAUUCCGAUUACCAUGUAGUACAGAGUUGUAUUCCAUCUAACGGUGGUUCUACGCGGAAAAACAUCGAUGUGAAAACAAAACCGGUAGUUAAUAAAUCGUCUUUCUUCCAUAGAAGUAGAGUUUAUUUUAAACUAUCACUCAAGGAAAAGUUAAAGCCGGUUCCAUCAACCCUCGGUGAAGCAGCUUUAGCUCUACAUUAUGCAAAUGUGAUUGUAUUAAUAGAGAAGAUCGUGUCAUCACCUCGCGCGAACAUGAUCGAUGUUCAAACGAGAGACAAUCUUUACAAUAGGCUACCAACGACUAUAAGAACAGCUCUAAGGAGUAAGCUUAAAUGGUAUGCCAAAGGUAAGCUUGAAACAGAAUGGAAUGUGGUACUGACACAGAUAUUGGAGUGGUUAGCUCCACUUGCACACAACAUGGUAAAGUGGCAUUGUGAGAGGAAUUUUGAGAAGGAAUAUACUAGUUUGAAAGCAAAUGUUUUACUUGUACAGACUCUUUACUUUGCAAAUCAAGCAAAAACUGAAGCUGCAAUGGUUGAACUCCUUGUUGGUCUUCAUUAUGUAUGCAGGAUUGAUAAAAAGCAGGUUCUAGAUCGUUUAAGAAGGAAUUAGUUGUGUAACAAAUGUUUGUAUAUACUAUGUUUCAUAUUGAAGGACUUUACAAGUAGAAUAGUACAGAACAAAUAGUUGAAUCAUAGUACAAUAUUUUGUUUUGUAUAUGGAUACUUUUUUUAGUAAAUCAAAUGAUUCCUA
Molecule: messenger RNA, 2048 nt
Organism: Trifolium pratense (red clover)
Lineage: Eukaryota; Viridiplantae; Streptophyta; Magnoliopsida; Fabales; Fabaceae
Product: protein PSK SIMULATOR 1-like
Exons: 2
Coding region: 288-1907 (539 amino acids)
Biological process (GO): positive regulation of growth
Source: RefSeq, a predicted model, not a curated record